Vitrella brassicaformis is the source of this 1159-nucleotide messenger RNA. The record is from the annotation of a GenBank genome assembly. NCBI's taxonomy places the organism in Eukaryota, Vitrellaceae.
GUUCUCUUCAGUCAAGCGUUGAGCCAUCGACAGACCUUCAUAUUGCUUGCCUUGCUCCACAUUUCCCUCCCCAACCGCACAUCCGCACUGUUUGACCCUCCCCCACGGUACCAGCAAUGCCAGAGUUCAAGAGACGACUUCUACCAGCCCUCACCCAUCCCCUCGUGCGGCAAGUCGUGCGGCUCCGACCACAGCCCCCUCCCCCCAUCGAGAGGGUCCCCGAUGAGCCCUCCCCCGUCACCCUCAGCAAGCGAUUUGAUGGCCUACUCAACAAACUCAUUAUCCCACCCAAGGGGACCGAGGGGACCGCAGAGUGGCAGUGCUACGCGGGCAGAAGGCUGUAUGCCCGGCAGUGCCACUCGGGCAGAUGGGAGGGCAGCCCGUGCACCGUCAGCCAGGUGAUGGGCAUGAGGACAUCGCUCUGCACGCUGGCAGAGGCGGAGGUGAGAGGGGAGGGAGGGAGGGAGGGAGGGAGGAGGGAAUGGGAGAGACAUGACAUUGAGGUACUUUUUGCCUUCCUGCAGUCCCACUCCCCUUCGUUUUUCCGACGCCGACACACAGACCCAGAGCUCCAAGCCCGCCUGCAGAAGGUAGGUGUGCAUGCUGAGAGACAGAGAGAGAGAGAGAGACAUGCAGGACACCCUCUGUUUGCCGUGUGUGGCUGGUGCCUGUUCAGAUACCAGCUCCUCCCCCACUGCCGCCGCGUCGCGUGCCAUCGAGUGUGCUGAAGAAGGAGGAGGGUCGUUUGGUUGUGCGAGAGCCGACAGCGGGGCGCGGCACCCCAGCCAACUGCAUCCAUCCGCCUCUCCCCUUCCAGUCAGGCCUCCACUCUGAGGUUCCCCUAAGGUACAUCCCUGCUCGUGCCGACGGCUACACACCGAUGUCGGCUGUCCACCGCGACAUGAACAUCCAUGCGGCCAUCGAUGUCUACGUGAAGCGACAGGCCAAGGCGAGGGCAAAUGCUGUGGCUGAGCAGCUGGCGCUGCAGCAGGAGUAUGCCUUGAUGCGAGAAGUGGCCGCUGAGCUGGACGUCAAGAGACUGGCGGGGGAGACACGCAGGGCGAUCCUGAGGGAGAGGGCGGGGUGGACACGCUGCUUUUGCUGCUCUUAAUCUGGUGUAUCGAGCAACGAGUGGGCUGGGGCGGUGGGGUACGACGAC